AUGCUGGCUUUAGAAGAUGAUAUUGAUGACUUUGACACAUACUCAGAUGACGACAACUUUGAUGAAGAUAAACUAGACAAUGAAGAGUAUUCAAAGCUAUAUGAUUCACUUCCAAAAUUGAAAAUGGCAAUCUCAUCAUACAAUGAUGAGAUUCCAGAAAUAGAUUUGAAAGAAGCUCUAUAUUACAAUUAUUAUAAGCUAGAUGAAACCAUUGAGGAACUAAAAUCUAAGUUUCCAAAGAAAAGUAAGUAUUCAUACAUAUUUGGAUUCAGUUUUUUCCUUGUUUCGUUGUCAAAUAUGAUUAACUUAGUUAAUUCAAGUUUGCGAAAACGUAAUUAUAAAGAGUUUAACAAGAGUUCUAGGAUUCUAAUACGCUCUUUUUCAUAG
Priceomyces carsonii is the source of this 387-nucleotide messenger RNA. RefSeq lists its product as uncharacterized. The coding region runs from base 1 to 387 and encodes 128 amino acids. The transcript has a single exon. The record is from RefSeq and is a predicted model, not a curated record. Lineage: Eukaryota; Fungi; Ascomycota; Pichiomycetes; Serinales; Debaryomycetaceae.